AUUCCACCCGACCCAAUAUACAUUCACGUAGGGUUCGUAAAACCCUUCAGCAGAACAGAAGAGUGACACUGAACAAUGGGGAAAGGCCGGAAAGCACAGGAACAGUCCGGCAGCUAUGACGAAUUGGAUGCCACUCAAUACUUUGAGAACAGAAGGAGAGCACUCAUGUCUGAGAAGGAAGCUGGAAAAAAUAUUUACCCACAUAAACAUGAAGUAUCCAUGACUGUUCCCGAUUUCAUUGAGAAAUACAAGGAACUAGAAAGCGGGGAGCAUGGGGAUGAGCAAGUUUCUUUAGCGGGCCGGAUAAUGUUCGAUCGCAGACAGUCAUCGAAGCUGGUGUUCUAUGAUUUACAUGGAUUGGGCGCCAAAGUUCAAGUAAAGGCGGAUGCCAGUGAAUCUGAGUUGAAUGAGGAGGAUUUCAUUAAACUUCACUCUUCUGUGAAGCGUGGUGAUACUGUUGGAGUUGUUGGGUUCCCAGGUAAAACAAAAAGAGGAGAGUUGAGUAUUUUUGUCAAAUCAUUUACAGUGUUAAGUCAUUGUGUCCGUAUGAUGCCACAGAACAAAGGAGCCCAGACUAAAUCCAAGAAAACUGAUGAAUGGGCCCCUGGAAUGCCUAGAAACCCAGACACUCUUGUAUUGAAAGAUCAGGAAAAACGGUACAGACAACGCUAUUUGGAUCUGAUGGUGAAUCCAGAGGCCCGACAUAUCUUUAAGACGAGAACAAAUAUAAUAAAUUUCAUAAGAAGUUUCCUUAACAAUCUUGACUUCCUGGAGGUUGAGACUCCCAUGAUGAAUAUGAUUGCUGGAGGAGCAGCUGCACGCCCUUUUGUUACUCACCACAAUGAAUUGAAUAUGAGGCUUACAUGCGCAUUGCACCUGAACUCUAUCUUAAACAGCUAGUUAUUGGCGGACUGGAACGUGUCUAUGAAAUUGGGAAACAAUUUAGGAAUGAGGGUAUUGAUUUGACACACAAUCCUGAAUUCACUACCUGUGAGUUUUAUAUGGCUUACGCAGAUUACAAUGACUUGAUGAGCCUUACUGAGCAAAUGCUUAGUGGGAUGGUGAAGGAGCUUACGGGUGGCUAUAUAAUUAAGUAUCACGCAAAUGGUGUGGAGAAAGACCCAAUUGAGAUAGACUUCACUCCACCUUUCAGAAGGAUUGAAAUGAUAGAAGGGCUAGAGAAAGCGGCAAAUCUCAGUAUACCCAAGGAUCUUGCUAUCGAUGAGGCUAACAAGUAUCUGGUGGAUGCAUGCACCAAGUUUGCGAUAAAAUGUGCCCCCCCUCAGACUACAUCUAGAUUGCUCGAUAAGCUUGUUGGGCACUUCCUUGAAGAGAUUUGUGUUAAUCCAACUUUUAUCAUCAACCAUCCGGAAAUAAUGAGUCCACUCGCAAAAUGGCAUAGGUCUAAGCCUGGGUUGACUGAACGAUUUGAGCUGUUUGUCAAUAAGCAUGAACUUUGCAAUGCAUACACUGAGUUGAAUGAUCCUUUUGUUCAACGUCAACGCUUUGCUGACCAGCUUAAGCCAAAACAAAGUGGGCGAACAAACAAAUGCUAAAGAUGUACAAACCAAACCACAGGAUUGUAGUGGUUUCCCAGAGACAUCAUGAUAUCGUUCUUCAUGCUGAAUGAUGGAGAUGGACUUCGAUUUACUUCAAAUACUCAAGAGUUUUAUAUGUAUUUUAUUUUUCAAUGGUUAAAUGUUUUCAUGCACAAACUGAAUGCCUUCAUGCUUCCUAAAGUUUGCCAUACCAUAUAAAACUCAGUUAUAUGGCAUAGGAUAUGCAGUCAUGUCAACACGGUAUAAAGGGUUUCUCAAAUAUUUUACUGAACAGAAGUGUCCAAGGCGUACAUAUUGACUGUCAGGGUUGAUAAGACUUACA
Cuscuta epithymum is the source of this 1881-nucleotide messenger RNA. The record is from the annotation of a GenBank genome assembly. NCBI's taxonomy places the organism in Eukaryota, Viridiplantae, Streptophyta, Magnoliopsida, Solanales, Convolvulaceae.